Aplysia californica (California sea hare) is the source of this 494-nucleotide messenger RNA. RefSeq names its product 60S ribosomal protein L13. NCBI's taxonomy places the organism in Eukaryota, Metazoa, Mollusca, Gastropoda, Aplysiida, Aplysiidae. Gene Ontology annotation, molecular function: RNA binding; structural constituent of ribosome. The annotation marks the transcript as partial. Gene Ontology annotation, biological process: translation. The transcript is spliced from 3 exons. Gene Ontology annotation, cellular component: cytosolic large ribosomal subunit; ribosome. The record is from RefSeq and is a predicted model, not a curated record.
GAGUUAUCUCCAACUACACAUGCGCAGCGGAACACGAUAACAUAUCCUUUCUUCCGGUUUCUAUAUUUGUGAGAGCCAUGGCUCCCAAAAGAAAUAACAUAAUUCCCAAUGGCCAUUUCCACAAGGAUUGGCAGCGCAUGGUCAAAACAUGGUUCAAUCAGCCCAUGAGAAAGAAGCGCAGGAGGGUGGCUCGUGUUGCCAAGGCUGCUGCUGUUGCCCCCAGACCAGUCGCUGGUCUUCUCAGGCCCGUCGUUCGCUGCCCGACUUUCAAGUACAACACCAAGGUCAGGCUUGGACGCGGAUUCACUCUGGAUGAGUUGAAGGCUGCCGGAAUCAACAAGAAGACUGCCCGCACCAUUGGUAUCUCUGUCGACUUCCGCAGACGCAACCUGUCUAUGGAGUCUCUGCAGCAGAACGUGCAGCGUCUGAAGGAGUACAAGAGCAAGUUGAUUGUCUUCCCACGCAAGGAAGGCAAACCCAAGAAGGGAGAUGCU